Messenger RNA from Ostrea edulis (European flat oyster), 4982 nucleotides. RefSeq names its product aminopeptidase O-like. The record is from RefSeq and is a predicted model, not a curated record. The transcript is spliced from 16 exons. Gene Ontology annotation, molecular function: zinc ion binding; metalloaminopeptidase activity. Gene Ontology annotation, biological process: proteolysis. Lineage: Eukaryota; Metazoa; Mollusca; Bivalvia; Ostreida; Ostreidae. Bases 100 to 2898 code for a protein of 932 amino acids. Gene Ontology annotation, cellular component: nucleolus.
AUCGGAUGUCUAUGUCGGAUCCUAGAUCAGAUGAUCUAAUUGAUCAAGAUAUGCAACGUUAUUAUAACUUAUAGGUGGAACAUAUUCACUUAGUUGAAAAUGAAUGAGGAUGUAAAGCAAAGAGGAGAAUUUGACCUUCCAUUGUCUGCCAACAUAUCAGAAAUUCAAGUUCAUCACUACAUGAUUCACCUACAAUGUGAUCUUCACCGUCAAGUUUUUCAUGGAAGUACAACUGUCUUUUUUACUCAUCGAGCUAAUAUCAAGUCAAAAUUGGAACAGAAAGUCUGCUCGAGUUCUUCAAAAGGUGAAGUUUGUGAAGGAGAUUCCAGUAUAACUACUUUAGAGAGCAGUGAUACAGUCAGGGAACCAGAGAGCAGUGAUACAGUCAGGGAACCAGAGAGCAGUGAUACAGUCAGGGAACCAGAGAGCAGUGAUACAGUCAGGAAACCAGAGAGCAGUGAUACAGUCAGGAAACCAGAGAGCAGUGAUACAGUCAGGGAACCAGAGAGCAGUGAUACAGUCAGGAAACCAGAGAGCAGUGAUACAGUCAGGGAACCAGAGAACAGUGAUACAGUCAGGGAACCAGAGAACAGUGAUACAGUCAGGGAACCAGAGAGCAGUGAUACAGUCAGGAAACCAGAGAGCAGUGAUACAGUCAGGGAACCAGAGAGCAGUGAUACAGUCAGGGAACCAGAGAGCAGUGAUACAGUCAGGGAACCAGAGAGCAGUGAUACAGUCAGGGAACCAGAGAGCAGUGAUACAGUCAGGAAACCAGAGAGCAGUGAUACAGUCAGGGAACCAGAUUUGCCUGGUAUUCAGCCCAUUAGACAUAAUGAGAGACUUUUGCAUAAAUCUCAUAAUUCAGGAGAGAAGGAAGAUGCCAGGAAGUAUAAUGUGCCUCCAAGAAAUGUGUCUUAUUCAGGAGAGAGAAAACGAGAUGUAAAUAGAGCCUCUAACAGCUUUGACAUCGAUGCCUCACCAAGCAAGCAAAUGAGGAAUUUAACCUCUUCAUGUGAGGAUGCACAUGUGUCUGCUAAUUUCUUGGAAAAUUUGAACUCAAGACAAACUAAUGAGGAUUUUACAUUGAUAUUAGACUGCUAUAAGUUGGAAAUACGAAGUGUCUCAGAGGAGAAAGUUGAAACAAGCAUUAAUUCAGAAUCAUUUAGUUCACAGAACUGGCCUGUAGAAAAAAGCCAUAUAUCUGAUACAUUGCUUCAGUAUGAACUAGGUGACCAAUGUGUAAAAAUUCAAGUGCCUGGUCACAAUGGGGAUGCAGAUUUGAGAGCUAUUAAAGUAUCAUACAAAACAGCACCGAGUGGACAUUCCCUGAAGUGGACAGAGGAUCAAGAUGGCAAUGAUUGUGUAUACACACAUGGACACUGGAUCAACAACCGCUCCCUGUUUCCCAGUCAGGAUGUUCCCGAGGCCCUGGCAACUUGGCAGGCCUAUAUAACAGUACCUCAGGGACUCACAGUCAUCAUGAGUGGGGACCACAAUCCACAGUGUAAAGAUUCUAUAAAUGGCUUAACUUGUUACUACUUUUGGACCGCCUUUCCCAUGCCAAGCUCUACUCUUUCUCUCGCUGUUGGACAUUGGACAGAAUGUAAAAAGCCUCAAAUACAGGAUAAUGAGGUGGUCCCUUACCGUGUGUUCAGCCCUGAGGUCUUGAUGACAUCCAUGGCUGAUGUCCACCGGUACGCCCCAGUGUGUAUGGAGGCAGUCACUGCUGUACUGGGACAAUAUCCAAUGAAAAGACAGGAUAUUCUUGUGGUACCAACUUCUUUUGACAGUUUAGGAAUGGCAAGUCCCAACGUUCUUUACCUAUCCCAGUCCCUCCUACAUCCAGAUCUCUCCAUGUUUUACCGCCUUGCCCACGAGGUGUGUCACACUUGGUUUGGUAUUGUGAUUGGUCCAGCUGACUGGACAGAGGAAUGGCUGACUGAGGGGUUCUGUACUUAUCUGGAGGAUAUCAUACACACCAGGGUUCUAAGGAGACUGGGGAAAAUAUCAGAAGAGGAGGAAUAUGUUAUCCGUGAUCUAAGAGACCUUGUUAAAUUCCGAAUCCUAACUGCUGAACUUCAGAACACAGUGGGCAGCCUUCAGACACUCCUACCAGAUUGCUCUGAAUCAGGAGGUAACAAAACUUUUGUUAAAAAUGGAAUGAAUCCUGAGAAGAAGUACUUACAAGUCCAUUACCUCAAGGGAUAUUUUCUGCUAAGAUAUUUAGAAAAGUUGGCAGGAUCUGUGAAAUUCCUAGAGUGUCUUAGAAAGUAUGUGCAACAUUUCCAUGGGAAACUUGUUUCCUCUCAGGAAGUGCUGCAAUUUUUCAUCCAGGAAUGUGAAGAAAUUUUGGCAGCUGGAGUAACUGCUGCAGAACUGUCGUCUGCUUGGCUAGAGUACUCAGGAAUUCCAUCAGCAUUACUGAGCAUGGUAGAAAAAGAAAACAAUGGGGUGUCUUAUAUAAAGAAACAGGUUGAAGCAUUUUGUGCUAGUUGUAAGAAAAGAAAGACAGAGCUCUCCAUAAUCGAUGAACUGAAGGAUUGUAACCCAGAUGAACUGCUUCUGUUCUUGGAAUUACUCUUGGAUGAAAAUGAUAUUCCUUGGUUUGGUUUAUCAUGCCUCAAGAAAAAGUAUCAGAUACAAACAUGCAAUGCAGAGAUCAAACAUAGAUGGUGUGAACUGGUAAUAAAGUGCAAACAACGACACAGUCAUUUUCAUGGAGAUAUUCAGGACUUCCUCAUAGAACAUCAGGGCAUGGGAGUAUACUUGUAUGGGGAACUUAUGCUGAGUGGAAAAAGACCAUUGAUCAAUCUAGCCCACAAAUGUUUUCAACAACUACAACAUAGCAUGAGUACAGACACCUUCACCACUGUACACACCAUGCUGUUUGGGGAAUGAUGUACACUGUACACAUCAUGCUGUUUGGGGAAUGAUGUACAUUGUACACACCAUGCUGUUUGGGGAAUGAUGUACAUUGUACACACCAUGCUGUUUGGGGAAUGAUGUACACUGUACACAUCAUGCUGUUUGGGGAAUGAUGUACAUUGUACACACCAUGCUGUUUGGGGAAUGAUGUACAUUGUACACACCAUGCUGUUUGGGGAAUGAUGUACAUUGUACACACCAUGCUGUUUGGGGAAUGAUGUACAUUGUACACACCAUGCUGUUUGGGGAAUGAUGUACAUUGUACACACCAUGCUGUCUGGUGAAUGAUGUACACUGUACACACCAUGCUGUUUGGGGAAUGAUGUACAUUGUACACACCAUGCUGUUUGGGGAAUGAUGUACAUUGUACACACCAUGCUGUCUGGGGAAUGAUGUACACUGUACACAUCAUGCUGUUUGGGGAAUGAUGUACAUUGUACACACCAUGCUGUCUGGGGAAUGAUGUACACUGUACACACCAUGCUGUUUGGGGAAUGAUGUACAUUGUACACACCAUGCUGUCUGGGGAAUGAUGUACACUGUACACAUCAUGCUGUUUGGGGAAUGAUGUACAUUGUACACACCAUGCUGUCUGGGGAAUGGUGUACACUGUACACAUCAUGCUGUCUGGGGAAUGAUGUACAUUGUACACACCAUGCUGUCUGGGGAAUGAUGUACAUUGUACACAUCAUGCUGUUUGGGGAAUGAUGUACACUGUACACAUCAUGCUGUCUGGGGAAUGUUGUACGCUGUACACACCAUGCUGUCUGGGGAAUGUUGUACGCUGUACACACCAUGCUGUCUGGGGAAUGUUGUACGCUGUACACACCAUGCUGUCUGGAGAAUGAUGCACAAAGUUUCCCUACCUUUCUGGAAGAAACCUCAAAUAAUGGGGAGUACAUGUAACAUUGUAUAGCAGACCUUGCUCAGUUAAUGCAGGUAGGAUUGAAGUUGAUUAUGGCAGAUGGUGAAUGUAGUACCCAGUUUUAUUAUGUGUAGUAGAGGGAAGGCUGCCGGUAUCUGUUUAUUAUGUGUAGUGGAGGGAUGGCUGCCGGUAUCUGUUUAUUAUGUGUAGUGGGGCUGCCGGUAUCUGUUUAUCAUGUGUAGUAGAGGGAAGGCUGCCGGUAUCUGUUUAUCAUGUGUAGUAGAGGGAAGGCUGCCGGUAUCUGUUUAUCAUGUGUAGUAGAGGGAAGGCUGCCGGUAUCUGUUUAUUAUGUGUAGUAGAGGGAAGGCUGCCGGUAUCUGUUUAUUAUGUGUAGUAGAGGGAAGGCUGCCGGUAUCUGUUUAUUAUGUGUAGUAGAGGGAAGGCUGCCGGUAUCUGUUUAUCAUGUGUAGUUGAGGGAAGGCUGCCGGUAUCUGUUUAUCAUGUGUAGUAGAGGGAAGGCUGCCGGUAUCUGUUUAUCAUGUGUAGUAGAGGGAAGGCUGCCGGUAUCUGUUUAUCAUGUGUAGUAGAGGGAAGGCUGCCGGUAUCUGUUUAUCAUGUGUAGUAGAGGGAAGGCUGCCGGUAUCUGUUUAUCAUGUGUAGUAGAGGGAAGGCUGCCGGUAUCUGUUUAUCAUGUGUAGUAGAGGGAAGGCUGCCGGUAUCUGUUUAUCAUGUGUAGUAGAGGGAAGGCUGCCGGUAUCUGUUUAUUAUGUGUAGUAGAGGGAAGGCUGCCGGUAUCUGUUUGUAGGUCCUGGUCAUUUAUUAUACCAAGUACUCAACAUUUUAACUUGCAUUGUGCUAUACCAGCUGCUGUGAAUAGUAAAUAACAAUGUCAUUGUAUCAAUUAAAGUUGCUAAACUAAAUUUCGAAUUAGCAAUUUGGAAACUUUCUCAAAAGACCAGAGACUUCCAGUAUAUGGAAAUUUGAAGCGCAUGCAAGUUUUUUCAGCAUGAAGAUUGUGACUUGAAAUAUUUAUUUGGCUCAAUAAUUCAUCCAAAACGAGACGUAUAACUGAACUAUAUGUACAGAUAAUUGGAUUCUUAUUGGUUUUCAUUAUACAAAUGGAAUGGAUCAGUUAUGUUGCAGUAUGUCAUUUUCAGAAAUAUUGCCAAAGCAUUAAAUCAUUUACAGUUCA